This is a messenger RNA of Alternaria arbusti, 318 nucleotides long. RefSeq lists its product as uncharacterized. The transcript is spliced from 2 exons. The coding region runs from base 1 to 318 and encodes 105 amino acids. The record is from RefSeq and is a predicted model, not a curated record. Lineage: Eukaryota; Fungi; Ascomycota; Dothideomycetes; Pleosporales; Pleosporaceae.
AUGCCCUGGGCCCCAGCUCUAACGGAGCAACAAAAGUGGGACACACCACAAGACAGCGUCGAGAGGGUCACAAGUGCGAUACGGAUGAUCAGACCCUGUACCGGGCUUGUAGACGACCACAAUCGAAUCGCGCCGAACAUGUUUCACCUCCUCGACUGCGGCCAUGUUGUCGUUAUCGAUGGGUCGGAUACGAGAUGCGGUAGCAACUGCCGAUACCCCAUAAAUGGGGCCAACCCACGGUUCUCAGAGACUGUCGCACAGUCCCCCACGGCAAAUACCAUCGACGUUCUCUCGCCCUCACACGCGGAGAAAUCGUAG